CGAGAAUUCCGUGGGAUCCAAUUUACAUUUUACAGGUAUAAAAGGCGUUCCGAACGGUAAGCAUAGCAGAAGGAAGGCGAGAAAAGAAGAAAACCCAACUGCUUCCCUGCCUGCCGCAGUCAAUUACUCUUUGCAUCAGAAUCAAGAGAAUCAGCCAACCCCACACCCUCCAUUCUUCUUCUUCUUCCUCAAGUUUCCUCUCCUUUGUUUCUUCCUCAAGUCUCUCCGUUCUCUUCCCCACGUUCCCCCUCCUCUCUGUAAAGCCUGCGCAAUUUUACCCGCAAUAGCACUCAACUUCCAAUGGCCACCGAAUCCCAAUCCUCCUCCUUUAUAACCAGACCCACUACCCUUUCUCUUCACACAUUGCUCUGAAGAAACCCACAUCGCUCCUAAUCCUGUUCACUCCCCCUCCCUUCAAUCCUUCUUUGAUUUCCAGAGCUGGGUUCCAUGGAUUCCUCUGAAUUGGUCAAGAACCACCGCCCCCUCCGCCGCCUGAGGUGCUCCGUCCAGCACUACGAUUGGGGCAGAACCGGACGGGAUUCCCUGGUCGGAAAGGUCUGUGCUUUGAAUUCUGGCUCCGAGAUCCAACUCAACAAGCCUUAUGCUGAGUUCUGGAUGGGGAUCCAUGCCUCCGGCCCCUCUUUCGUUGUCGGUAGUACAGGGAUUGAGAAUGGGAAUGGGAAUGGGAAUGGCGCCGCUGUUGAUUCCCACUCCCACUCCCACUCCGGCGCUGCGUUGAGUUUGAAAGACUGGAUCGUUCAGAACCCUUCCGUCCUCGGUGAUAAGGUUUUGGAUAAGUGGGGGUCUGAUCUCCCCUUCUUAUUCAAGAUACUUUCUGUGGCAAAAGCACUUUCAAUCCAGGCGCACCCUGAUAAAGAAUUGGCAAAGAAGCUCCAUAAAUUGCACCCAAAUAUUUACAAGGAUGACAGCCACAAGCCUGAGAUGGCUUUGGCCGUAACAGAGUUUGAGGCCCUUUGCGGUUUCGUCUCUUUUGGGGAGCUUAAAGAUGUCAUCCGUUAUAUUCCAGAGGUUGUAGAACUGAUUGACAGUAACGACACAAGCCAGCUAUUGCAUAUCAAUGAUCAAGUGGAGGGCGAGAAGGUGAAAUCAAUACUUCGAUCCAUUUUCACCCAACUAAUGUCAGCUAGCAAGGAGAUGACAACUGAAGCAGUAUCCAAGUUGAAAAUCAGAUUGCAGAUGCAGAGCCAGGUGCGGCGGUUGACUGAUAAAGAAAACCUGGUCUUGAAGUUGGAGAAGGAAUAUCCAAACGAUAUUGGUGUCAUAUCAGCAUUUUUUCUUAAUCAUAUCAAACUUAAUCCUGGUGAAGCUUUGUAUCUUGGUGCAAAUGAACCGCACGCAUAUAUCUCGGGUGAGUGCAUUGAAGUCAUGGCAACAUCAGACAAUGUCGUGAGGGCUGGCCUUACUCCCAAGCAUCGGGAUGUCCAAACUCUCUGUUCUAUGCUCACCUACAAACAGGGGUUCCCAGAAAUCCUGAAAGGGUUUCCAUUGACUCCAUACAUCACAAGGUACCUACCUCCAUUUGAUGAAUUCGAGAUGGACCGUUGCUUCCUCCCAAAAGGUGCAUCCACUGUGUUUCCGGCGGUGGAGGGCCCCUCGAUUUUUGUGGUAAUAGGUGGAGAGGGAGCAAUGCAGGCAGGGUCAUCAUCUUCUAGAGAUGUAGUGAUGGAGGGUGAUGUGAUAUUUGCCCCUGCGGGUACCCAGAUCAACGUGAAGACGGUAUCAGAGUUGCAUAUGUAUAGAGCCGGAGUAAAUAGUAGAUUCCUCCAAACACUCUGAAAGAUUCGGCAGUGGGGUUGAAUUCAGAGACACGAUACACAGCAAAGUUAACUUCCAGUUUUCUUUUUAGGGUGAAAGAGUAGAGUUUUACUUAGUGGUUAACUUUGGUUUUGCUCGAUUGACUACAGGCGGAACCUUUAUACCUUUUAGUUACCAUGUACUAUAAUAGAUGCUAGCGUAUGUAAAUGAAGUGGAAAAGUAUAGCAAAAGUUCUAGUGGCAAGGAAAUUCAACACCAUUUUGAUGCUGUGGACUAUGUGAAGUCUUCG
Molecule: messenger RNA, 2065 nt
Organism: Linum tenue
Lineage: Eukaryota; Viridiplantae; Streptophyta; Magnoliopsida; Malpighiales; Linaceae
Source: the annotation of a GenBank genome assembly